GGUGGUGUGAUACUGUACGUGAUUGGCGGGCGGGUGGGUUUGGUUUGUGUGUCUGGGAACCUGCUACUGGUCUCCCAUCCAUACACACUCACACACAGAGAGAAAGAGAGAGCCACGGUCAGACAGACUGGCUCUCCAAAACCGACAGCAGGGGGAAAAAAACCUCUCCUCUCGCGGCUCAGAAACCAGCAACUAUCGCAGAAGUGAAGUCGACGCGAUGUUAACCUCGAAAUGCUCUCUUUUAUUUUGAGAGGAAGGCUAACAAUAGGGAAGAAGCUGUUUAAAAGUAGGUGAAGUGUGACAGCUGGAGACAUUUAACCCAAGGAUUUGUUGACUGCACGUGGAAACUGCUCGCUCAGACGCAUCGUGAAGCCUGGACUGCUCCACUUUAACUGGUGACCAGCUGUUUACGUCUGCCUAAAUCAGAGAUGAGUGCCAAAUCUGUAAUCAACAAGGAGGUGUUCAUACCUCACGAUGAGAAGAUGCUUGCUGCUGUACAGGUGAAGCGGAGGACAAAGAAAAAGAUCCCCUUCCUGGCCACCGGUGGUCAAGGAGAUUACAUGACGUUCAUCUGCGUCUCAGUGACGAACAAGAAACCAUCCCAUGUUUCAAUCACAAAGGUGAAGCAGUUCCAAGGAUCAUCUGCCUUUGUAAAAAGGUCACAGUGGACAAUUGACCAGCUACGGCAGGUCAACGGCAUUGACCCCAACAAAGACUGUCCGGAGUUUGACCUGAUGUUUGAUACCGCUUUCGAUCAGUGGGUUGCUGGUUCAUCAGGGGAGAAGUGCACCUUUAUCCAGAUUCUCCACCACACCUGCCAGCGUUACAGCUCAGCACGGAAGCCAGAGUUUGUCAACUGUCAGUCCAAACUGCUAGGGGAAGGCCAAGAUGUAGGUUCAGUCAUUUUCCGUUGCAAGGUCUUUUUGAACAGACGGAGGAAAGAAUUUGUUUCACAUCAAGGUCAUCUGCUAAGACGAGGUAACAGUAUACUACACUCAGCUGCAGACAGUGUGACGAGUGCUGUACAGAAGGCCAGCCAGGCUCUGAACGAGCGUGGUGAGCGAUUAGGCCGGGCUGAGGAGAGGACUGCAGACAUGAUGAACAGUGCUGAACAGUUUGCUGUCACUGCACACAAGCUUGCCAUGAAGCACAAGUGUUAGACCACUGCCAAAACCAACUGGGCUAAGGGAGGGUCAGCAAUCGCCAGUUGCUGUACAGGAGAAGGAUUCCAGAUUUUAUUCUUUGUAAAAGUUUCAAUAUGAUUAAAAUUUGUUAACAAUGUUAACAUUUUAAUGUUUUGGGUUACUGUACUCCGGUGCUUCUCGUUCCUAAAGACGGAUCGUGCAGGGGACCGAAGAGAGGUAAACAAAACUGCUUGACACUGUCAACUGAAUGUUUCAUGCUUCUGUUUGCCAAAAAAAAGUUACAAGCCACAGCUAUGACUCUACUUGAUAAUGACAGUCACUCAAGACACUUCCUCUUUUCGUUCGCUCACACACAAAUGAGAGCGUACACGUGUUGCCAAAUCAUCAUCGGCAAUUACUCCCUCCCAAGGAACAGCUUGGCUCCCAUUUAUACUGGUUAUUUAUGAGAGCUGCGGUAAUUAUGAAGUCUUAAUUUAUGAGUGAGGGCGCCCUCUGAUUGCUCGACUUUGGAUUGGCUGCCAGUAUAUAACAUAUAAAUAAGACACAUAUGUAAAAAUAGCCUAGAUUUGAUGCCUACGUUGUAUUUUAAUAGAUAUUUGUGGGAGUGGGAAGUCGAAUGAAAGGGAUGAUCACAUUUCUGUUUGACAUUUAAUGUUUCCUUUUCUGCUCUGAUUUCUGGACAUUAAACUCGGACCAUAAUUUCAAAAUCUAUCAAAACAGUAUUAGUUAAAAAAAAGUUUAAGAUAUGAUUUCAUAAACUGCUGAUGAGACUGAGUGAUGAGUGGUUUGGGUGACAAGAUAUAAAAAUGUUGAAAUAUUUUUCCCUCUUGUUAUGUGUCCGUCAUUGAAAAACAACCUAAACUACAUGGAAUAGAUUUUGGGAAGUGUACUUGAAGAUUUCAUUUAAAGAAUAAGCUUUUAAAGUAUAUGAAUUACUCUGUCUAAUACUUUAUGUUAACAGGGGUAAUUCAGUAAGCCAGCUUCUGCACUGUAAAAAGCAACAUGUAAUUCUUCUUCUGCUAUUAUCUCGGUGUCUGUAGAGCUAAUUUGUCCCUGAACAUGGGGAUGCUUUGAAACUGAUCCUGGCUGUAUUUCAACUCUAAACUCUUCAGUAGUCAUACCUUGUGCUUAUUGUGUAACUUGGGUUGGUCAUUAUAAUAUGUAUGCUGAUAAAGGAGAAAAUGUCUUCAAUAACA
Molecule: messenger RNA, 2341 nt
Organism: Haplochromis burtoni (Burton's mouthbrooder)
Lineage: Eukaryota; Metazoa; Chordata; Actinopteri; Cichliformes; Cichlidae
Gene: stxbp6
Product: syntaxin binding protein 6 (amisyn)
Exons: 7
Coding region: 429-1160 (243 amino acids)
Biological process (GO): regulation of SNARE complex assembly; exocytosis; Golgi to plasma membrane transport
Cellular component (GO): exocyst; plasma membrane
Molecular function (GO): phosphatidylinositol-4,5-bisphosphate binding
Source: RefSeq, a predicted model, not a curated record